UGAUUUGUGGCUUACAUGAUGCAUAUGGAUGUAAGCAUCAUGAGGUUUUGAUUUUUUCCACUCUUGUAAAGGAUGGUGGAUUUGAAAUUUGUUACAGGAACAAACUUAUGCUUUUUAAAACUGAAUUGACUUGCAAUUACAAGGAUAUGAAAUACAAGGAAGGGGACACUAUUGUUGAUGGCUGUAAAGUAUGUUACUGUACAGAACAUAAAACGAUGCCUUGCGUUACAAUGUGUAAAGGAGAAAAUGAAAAGGCUGUCAUGAUACCCAAACGAAUGAGUGGUGUUGGUCCUGAAAAUAUAUGUUGUGCAGAAUUUGGCCAUAAGGUAUUGUGCAAUCCCCUUAAAAAAGAGCCAGUAUGUAAAUUUCAAGAUCAAAUUAUUGGCGAAGGGAUCUAUUUUGGUAAAUAUGGUAUGUUUGCAUGUUUGGAGAAUGGAACAGCCACUAGUUUGGCAAUUUACC
Molecule: messenger RNA, 462 nt
Organism: Octopus bimaculoides (California two-spot octopus)
Lineage: Eukaryota; Metazoa; Mollusca; Cephalopoda; Octopoda; Octopodidae
Source: RefSeq, a predicted model, not a curated record